This is a messenger RNA of Oryzias melastigma (Indian medaka), 3782 nucleotides long. RefSeq names its product tau tubulin kinase 2b (gene ttbk2b). Gene Ontology annotation, molecular function: ATP binding; protein serine/threonine kinase activity. The transcript has 15 exons. Gene Ontology annotation, cellular component: cytoplasm; ciliary transition zone; ciliary basal body. Gene Ontology annotation, biological process: peptidyl-serine phosphorylation; cilium assembly; signal transduction. NCBI's taxonomy places the organism in Eukaryota, Metazoa, Chordata, Actinopteri, Beloniformes, Adrianichthyidae. The record is from RefSeq and is a predicted model, not a curated record. The coding region runs from base 263 to 3124 and encodes 953 amino acids.
GGAGAUCGUGACGUCACGAGCACAGCAGCGCAGGGAUAUCGCUCCCCAUCCAUUAGCGGCUAAAUGGCUAAGGAUCGCUAACGAUCAGCUAUGAUUCACGUUUUAUUUGCUUGUAAAAUGAAAACUUUUUCGUAAUAGAGAAAAAAUGUUUGGAUUAAAGCAAAACGGAAGCAAGGAGAUUGUUGGUUUAUAUUGUAGAGGAAGCGAGGGAUGUGUUUGUCAAACUGAUGCCAGGUUCAGGCUGUAGGUGACAGCAGCCAAGAUGAAUGGAGGUGUGGAGCACACGGAUAUCCUGUCCGUGGGAGAUGUGGUCAGGGACCGGUGGAAAGUGGUCAGGAAGAUAGGUGGAGGCGGCUUUGGGGAGAUCUAUGAAGUUCUGGACCAGUUGAGUCAGGCCACUGUGGCGCUGAAGGUGGAGUCUGCUCAGCAACCCAAGCAGGUGCUGAAGAUGGAGGUGGCUGUGCUGAAGAAGCUUCAGGGUAAAAACCACGUGUGUCGCUUUGUGGGCUGUGGCAGGAACGAUCGCUUCAACUACGUGGUGAUGGAGCUGCAGGGGAGGAAUCUGGCAGACCUGCGCAGAACAAUGAGCCGCGGCACGUUCUCCGUCUCCACAACGCUGAGGCUGGGCAAGCAGAUCCUAGAAGCCAUCGAAAGCAUCCAUUCUGUUGGUUUUCUGCACCGCGACAUCAAACCGUCAAACUUUGCCAUGGGACGCCUGGCCAGCACCUGCAGAUGCUGCUACAUGCUCGACUUUGGUUUGGCUCGCCAGUUCACCAACUCAAAUCAGGAAGUCCGGCCUCCUCGUCCUGUCGCCGGUUUCAGAGGAACUGUGCGAUACGCUUCAAUCAACGCUCACAAGAACAAGGAAAUGGGUCGUCAUGACGACCUCUGGUCUCUCUUCUACAUGCUAGUUGAGUUCAUGGUUGGGCAGCUUCCCUGGAGGAAAAUAAAGGAUAAGGAGCAGGUCGGCAAUCUAAAGGAAACUUACGACCACCGACUCAUGCUGAAGCACCUCCCUUCCGAGUUCAGUACGUUCCUGGAUCACAUCAUGACCUUGGAUUACUUCACCAAGCCUGACUAUCAGCUGCUGACGUCAGUGUUUGACAGUGCCAUGAAGAGCCACAAUGUGCUGGAGAAUGACCCCUACGACUGGGAGAAAUGUGACUCGGAGGAUGUGCUGACCAUCACUGCCGCAGCAAACACUGCUCAGCAGCUCACUCGCCUCACACCGGCUUACCUCGGCAUGGCCAACGCCUCAGUGCUGCCAGGAGAGCUGCAGAGGGAGAACACCGAGGAUGUCCUUCAAGGGGAACGCCUCAGCGAUGCAGACAACUGCCCCCCCAUCCCCACGCCGACAACCCCUGGUGGAGAUGUGUGGGAGGAGAUGGACCGCAACCGCAACCAUAAACGUGCCCAACCCAUGAUCAGGAAGGUGGUGAGUGAAGACGAACACAGUCAGAAUCAGGGGAACCAGAGUCCGAACACCGGCUCCAUGCAGAGUUCGCCCCGACGGGUGCGAUCAGAAACCAUGUUCUUAGACAGAGCCGCUCCGCUGCUCCGGAGGAUGAGGCACAGCCAGAGCUUAGCGUUCGAGAAGAGGCUCGCCCCCGAACCCAAACCCACCAUCGAGCGCUUCCUCGAGGCCUAUUUGGGGAAACAGCGUCCAGCUCUUCCCUGUGUUGGAGAGAAGUCAAUCCCUGAGAAGGAACAAGGGAGGCUCACCCCUACGUCCAAUCAGGAGCAUUCCGGUACCGCCACAGUGGAUCCAGAGGAGGGUGCGGCCAGCAGCGGCUUUGUCGCAGUGACCGUCAGCCCCAUGCCGCAGGAGGGGGAUUCUCAAGAGUGGGUGAUGCUGGAGCUCGAGCAAGGCAGCAAGCCCGCCGCUGACGGGAAGCACGAGGACAAGCGUCGGACCCACGUCCCCGCUGACGCUCGAAACCCGGCGCCGCAGGAUGAGGAGCACAGCAGUCCCGCGGCUCCCAGCAGCCCCGUCCUGUCACAGAUGGCCAUGCCCGGCACGUGGUUGCUGGGUCACCGGAGGCUGCCGGGAAUGCUGGGACAAAUGCCCUCAGUGGUUAUGGGAAGACCCCAGAUGGAGCAGUCGCCUGUGCUGAAGAACGACGGUGUUGCCUUAGAAGAAACGUCUGGUCACCUGGAGGAACUGGUAGAAGAAUGCUUAAAAAAUGGCGGUCGUUUGGAUUCAGCCGCAGCGUUAAGCCCAGCGAAGGCCGCCGCCGCCCACCUGACUAAAGACCGGGACCCCGAGAGCGACUCCGGUCUGCCGGAUCGCUCCUCGGAACCGAAUCAGCAGCUCCAGGCUGACACGGCGGGAGGCGCCGUGGAGAGCACGGUCACCGUCUCCUCUUCUCCUCCUCCAGCUCUGCUUAGACAGAGAGAUUCUCCAUCUUCUCCGAGACUCAGUCGGAUCCCGGUGAGGGACCCCAGCAACCCUUUGGACUCUCCGAGCAGGGAUCUGAACCUGGAGAAGCGACACCGCUGGAGCAGCCCGGUCCCCGGCUCCCCCACGCACUCCCCCUCCCCGUCCCUGUCCUGCGACAACCUGCCCUGCGCCUUGCCGAGAGACAGACUUUCCUCCGAAAGAGGCUCGCGCUCAGACUGCGUGGGAGAAGAUCCCCUUUCCUUGUCGUCUUCUUCAGGAAGUAAAAGUAAAAUCCCUCGUCCUGUGAGCGCUUCGUUUCUGCCGGAGCAGCUGAACAGCAGGUUUCUGCCUCGACCGCCUCCCGGAAAACCACCCAUCCGUCCUUGUGUUGAUAGCAGGCGGCGGCGACUACGAGUUCGCGCCAGCAGCACCAGCGACGCAGACUUUCUGGCCAGCCUGACCCAGCUCAUGCAGGACCGUGGAGGAAUACUCCUCAGCCCCCCACAUCGCCCUCGAAGCUCCUCCUCCUCACUCCAGCGCUCGCUAAGCUCCUCUCCGUCCCGCCAGGAGCUCCGUGAAGGCGGGACGCUGCAGGGACGCAGCCGUUCCCCGUCCAGCCUCUCGGGCUCCCCGCCCCCGAGGCAAGCUGACCCGCAGGACCGGGCAGCAGGACCCGGUCUGUGGGGUCGCAGCUCCAGAGGACGGGGGCCACUUGGCGAGGGUAAAGGCAAAGUGACCCGAUGACUGUAUUCACCUCCAAAUGACUGAACUGUAGAGACACCGCUUCACUUCCAGUCCCUGGCAGCAUGUGUAAAUUUAUUUACUCAAGGGAAUGUACUGUAUGUAAUUUAAAAUGUAUUAUAAAACAAGUUUAUUUAUUUAUUUGUUUGUUGGAUGUGGAGGGGAAAAUCUUAAGAAUGCCAACUCCUUUCCCUUCUGUUAAAACUCCAAAAAAAGCCUGACUCGAGACCAAAAGGAUUUAAUACUUUGUGGGAUGUAAAAACCAUACUAACUGUAGAUAUGUAACAUCAGAAAAGUAGUAAUCACUAAUUAUAGAAACUCACAUUAUGAGCAAAAACGUAGUAGAAAACAAACACCACAUGCCUGAGUCACCAUAUAAAAUACAAAGCAGGAGUUCCUGCAUCAACCUUACUUUUAUCAACUAUUAUAGUAUUAGCAAUGAGCUGCUCAUUUUGACAAAUCUGUGUGUUAUUGUGCUUUUUUUUGCUAAUAAAUGUAUUGCAGUUAGCAUAUUAGAAUGUACAUUGCAAGUGCACUCAUUUAGGUAUUGUAAAUGUGCAUGAAAUAUUUUUUUUUAAAUUAUUUAUUGGUACAAUCAGCUGAAACAUCUGUAUUUUUAUUGAAUUGCUUAUCAAAAUACAUUGCGACAUAGACCAGCAAA